Plutella xylostella (diamondback moth) is the source of this 2605-nucleotide messenger RNA. It is a transcript of the gene Parg, whose product is annotated as Poly(ADP-ribose) glycohydrolase. The record is from RefSeq and is a predicted model, not a curated record. Gene Ontology annotation, molecular function: poly(ADP-ribose) glycohydrolase activity. NCBI's taxonomy places the organism in Eukaryota, Metazoa, Arthropoda, Insecta, Lepidoptera, Plutellidae. Gene Ontology annotation, biological process: nucleotide-sugar metabolic process; carbohydrate metabolic process; ATP generation from poly-ADP-D-ribose. Gene Ontology annotation, cellular component: cytoplasm; nucleus.
UUUCACGUCGCGGCAAAUGGCUUAUUUAUUUACACUUAUUUACUUUGAAGCUUGUAAAUAAACUAGAAACUGCAUGUCUUUUCCUGUAUUUCGGACGACACUAAAAACUUUUGGAGCCAGAACAAUGAGUGACGGAGGAGUGUCGUGGCGUGGAGUGCCUAUAACUGCGAUGUAUGGGUCGGAGGGGCCGUGGGGCGCGCCUGAGUUCCCGCUCAUUUCACCGGCGUAUAACCAUACUGUGUUGUACCAUAUUCCUACAAAUAGUAGCGGGGCUGGUGAUCAGGUCCCCACUCCACAGAGAGGUGAAGAUAAAUGGGAUCAUGACUAUGUUAGAAUGCCCUGCUCUCCGCACAGUUUGUAUCCAUACAAGCUAAAUGGUGAAGAUAAACUAAAGAAAAGAUGGGAAAUGAUUGAGGAGGCACUUCAAGACAACAUUGAGAACAGCCAUGACCUGGCAGCCGCAAUCCUUAGCUACAACUCCAAAUUGAAGCAUGUAAUGACAUUCCGCGGCUUGCAUGAGUUUUUUAAUAAUUAUUUGGACCCAGAAGAAACAGAUUACUUCUUCACUAUAACACUUCCAGAGAUAGUAAAGCUUGCAUUAGCACUGCCACACAUUAUACAGGCACCAAUACCUUUGUUAAAACAGCACAAGAAUCGGGCGAUAUCUCUUUCACAGCAGCAAAUAGCUAGUUUAUUAGCAAAUUCAUUCUUCUGCACAUUUCCACGAAGGAACUCCAGCAAGACAGACUGUGAAUACUCUUCUUAUCCCAGGAUCAACUUUUCAACAUUAUAUGAAACUACUGGGUCAGACUCAACUUUUGAGAAACUGAAAUGUUUAUGCCACUACUUCAGAAGAGUGUGCACAAAAGUCCCCACAGGAGUGAUGACAUUCAUCCGUCGCUCCGUGCCCCCCAGACAGUGCCCAGACUGGGCCGAGUCCAUUAAGCUCAUUGCACAGACACCGCUACAUGUCAAUAGCUCCGGGACUAUUGAGGAUGAUGGGGUUGGACUGAUGCAGGUUGAUUUUGCUAACAAGUACCUUGGAGGUGGAGUGCUAAACUACGGCUGUGUACAAGAGGAGAUAAGAUUUGUUAUCUGCCCGGAGCUAAUGGCUUCUAUGCUGUUUACUGAAACUCUGCGACCGAACGAAGCUUUAUUGAUGAUUGGUUGCGAAAGAUACAGCAAGUAUUCUGGCUAUGGGAAUUCCUUCAAAUGGGCAGGCAACUUUGUGGAUGAUGUGCCCUUCGACUCGUCCGGUCGUCGUCGCUGCGCCGUGCUCGCGAUCGACGCUCUGCCGUUCAACAACAAGGCACAUGAGUACCGGAGGGAACAUAUCGUUAGAGAGAUGAAUAAGGCGUGGGUAGGCAUGUCAAUCUGCACUUCCGAAGAAGACAAGAGCCCUCUCCACUACCCGGGCGUGGCUACUGGCAACUGGGGCUGUGGAGCCUUCGGGGGCAGCGCCGACCUCAAGAGCCUCCUGCAGGUCAUGGCGGCUAGUGAGGCUAGGAGGCCUGUGGCGUAUUACACAUUCAACGAUCUGCGAUUAAGGGAUGACCUCAUUUAUAUUUACGAUUUGCUAUCGCAACAUAACGUCACAGUUGGACAACUUUAUAAGAUGAUAAUGAUGUUUUCACUGACGGAUGUGAGGAAGUCUAAGCUGUAUCCGUUUAUAAAACAAAAGUUAUUGGACAAAGCCCAGGCGGCGGCCCCGACCACUCCCGUAGCUAUGGAUAUUAGCGUCACAUCAGAUACAAAUGAAGGAGAAGCGAAUAAUUCCCCGGAUUUGUUUUCACAAGACUUUGAUGACAGUUUCAACGAAGAAACAUCCGCCGCGUCAGAAGAAAAAACAGAGAAAGGCAACAGUAAUAGUAAAAGCCAAUCUGUAGACCAUGCUGAUGCAAAGGCAGCACAGAAUGACAACAGUAAACACGGUAGCAAUAAUUCUAAUAAUACAUCGAGACUAUUUGAGGAGAUGGAAAAACUAGAUGAAGAAAGCGGUAAGCUGAAUUUUAAAAGUCCACAAAAAAGGUAUCUUGGCACACCAGUAGAUAGACCAGUAAAUAUACCCAAGUUAGAUAAAAAUCGACAAAGUAGAGAUAACGUAACGAGUGCGAGCGAGACAACGAAUGAUGAACAAAUGCGUGAUAUCGGUUUAGCAAAUGAUGGUGAUGAUGAUGAUGAUUCUCUGUCGAUGAACACAUCACUAGAAGUUAAAAAGAAAAUAGGUAAAAAGAUAACGGAUUAUUUUAACAAAAAAACUUAGAUGCUGUUAAACUUGUUUAUAGUGUCAUUAGAUCAAUGCAUUUAUUUAUAAAUACGUAUGUGUAUGUUUAUAGAUUUAUUUUACAAGUAGGUAUUUUGAUUUAUAAUUUAUUUACGUAGUUCCGAUUAAUUUAUAUACCAAAGAAUUCAUAAUCCAGACAUUGGAGGGAUUUCAAUAGAUUUGCAUUUUGUGACUGUUAAUUCAACUGUUGGAUUAGAUAAUGCAAGAUCUAAAUAAAUAAUACAAGCCACCACCGCCACCGUAUUGAAGUAUAUUUCAUGUUUUGUUACAAUAUACGCCUAAAACAACAUAAAAUAUGUACCUAGAUAUAAUUCAGCAUAU